This is a messenger RNA of Chionomys nivalis (European snow vole), 1223 nucleotides long. RefSeq names its product secreted protein acidic and cysteine rich (gene Sparc). The transcript has 10 exons. Gene Ontology annotation, molecular function: collagen binding; protein binding; calcium ion binding. NCBI's taxonomy places the organism in Eukaryota, Metazoa, Chordata, Mammalia, Rodentia, Cricetidae. The record is from RefSeq and is a predicted model, not a curated record. Gene Ontology annotation, biological process: anatomical structure development. The coding region runs from base 132 to 1043 and encodes 303 amino acids.
GAGCUCCAAGUGGCUUCCUGCUGCUUGCCUCUAAACCCCUCCACAUUCCUGCAGCCCUUCAGACCGCCGGAACUGUUCUGCCGCCUGCCUGCCUGCCUGCCUGCCUGUCUGCACCGAGGGUUCCCAGCACCAUGAGGGCCUGGAUCUUCUUUCUCCUCUGCCUGGCCGGGAGGGCCUUGGCAGCCCCUCAGCAGACCGAAGCCCCUGAGGAGGAAAUAGUGGCGGAGGAAACUGUGGCCGAGGAUACUGGGGUCCCUGUGGGUGCCAACCCAGUCCAGGUGGAAAUGGGAGAGUUUGAGGACGGUGCUGAGGAAACGGUCGAGGAGGUGGUGGCUGACAACCCCUGCCAGAAUCACCACUGCAAACACGGCAAGGUGUGUGAGCUGGAUGAGAGCAACACCCCGAUGUGUGUGUGCCAGGACCCCACCACCUGCCCUGCUCCCAUUGGCGAGUUUGAGAAGGUGUGCAGCAACGACAACAAGACCUUCGACUCCUCCUGCCACUUUUUUGCUACCAAGUGCACCCUGGAGGGCACCAAGAAGGGUCACAAGCUCCACCUGGACUACAUUGGGCCAUGCAAAUACAUCCCCGCCUGCCUGGAUUCCGAGCUGACCGAGUUCCCUCUGCGCAUGCGUGACUGGCUCAAAAACGUCCUGGUCACCUUGUACGAGAGAGAUGAGGGCAACAACCUCCUCACCGAGAAGCAGAAGCUGCGGGUGAAGAAGAUCCACGAGAAUGAGAAGCGCCUGGAGGCUGGAGAUCACCCCGUGGAGCUGCUGGCCCGAGACUUCGAGAAGAAUUACAACAUGUACAUCUUCCCUGUCCACUGGCAGUUUGGCCAGCUGGACCAGCACCCUAGUGAUGGGUACCUGUCCCACACUGAGCUGGCCCCACUGCGUGCUCCCCUCAUCCCCAUGGAACACUGCACCACACGCUUCUUUGAGACCUGUGACUUGGACAACGACAAGUACAUCGCCCUGGACGAAUGGGCCGGCUGCUUUGGCAUCAAGGAGCAGGACAUCAACAAGGACCUGGUGAUCUAAGUUCACACCUCCUUCUGCAGUCCCGGAUUCUCUCCCUCUGAUGUCCCCCUUACCAUUCCCCCCUUGUUUAAAAUGUUUGGAUGGUCGGCUGUUCUGCCUGGGGAUAAGGUGCUAACAUAGAUUUAACUGAAUACAUUAACGGUGCUAAAAGAAGAAAAAAAAAAGGAUACUAUAACUUAA